This is a messenger RNA of Diaporthe batatas, 1315 nucleotides long. RefSeq names its product ubiquitin-ribosomal 40S subunit protein S31 fusion protein. Gene Ontology annotation, molecular function: ubiquitin protein ligase binding; structural constituent of ribosome; protein tag activity. Gene Ontology annotation, biological process: translation; modification-dependent protein catabolic process; protein ubiquitination. The coding region runs from base 217 to 681 and encodes 154 amino acids. Gene Ontology annotation, cellular component: ribosome; cytoplasm; nucleus. Lineage: Eukaryota; Fungi; Ascomycota; Sordariomycetes; Diaporthales; Diaporthaceae. The transcript is spliced from 3 exons. The record is from RefSeq and is a predicted model, not a curated record.
GUCACGUGGGACCCACCCUCUUGCAGCUCAUUGGCCUGAGGCGGGCCUCACCGGCCAGAGCGCAGAAACCAGGGCCUGGGACCGCCCCAAACCACCCCAAAAAUCUCAUCCUCAGAUGGCUGGCGGUUUUUCGAAUUUCUUCCCCUCCCCUUCUCCAUCAACGAACAUCUUCACGGGACUGGCUUAUGACGGGAUAAUACCCUAGGACAGCCCAUCAUGCAGAUCUUCGUGAAGACCCUCACGGGCAAGACUAUCACCCUUGAGGUGGAGUCUUCCGACACCAUCGACAAUGUCAAGUCCAAGAUCCAGGACAAGGAGGGCAUCCCCCCAGACCAGCAGCGUCUGAUCUUCGCCGGCAAGCAGCUCGAGGACGGCCGCACCCUCUCCGACUACAACAUCCAGAAGGAGUCCACCCUCCACCUGGUGCUGCGCCUGCGUGGUGGUGGCAAGAAGAGGAAGAAGAAGGUCUACACCACCCCCAAGAAGAUCAAGCACAAGCGCAAGAAGACCAAGCUGGCCGUCCUCAAGUACUACAAGGUCGACAGCGACGGCAAGAUCGAGCGUCUCCGCCGCGAGUGCCCCGCUGAGUCUUGCGGUGCCGGUGUCUUCAUGGCCGCCCACAAGGACCGUCAAUACUGCGGUCGCUGCCACCUCACCUACGUCUUCGAGAAGUCCUCAUAAACGGUUUCCUUCGGUUUCAUGGACGGACAAAACGGAGCAACGGGGUCAAUAGUUUCAGGGACGGGGAAAAGCUUGCACUUUUGCGCAUCCAUGGGCUUCUGAUGCUGGUACGGGGCAUCAUGGGUGUGGUCACAGAUUCAUCUAGUACUUGUCAACUGCCGCCUCUGGCACACGAAGGCAUGCAGACCUACUCUUGGCUGGUGGAUGGGAAAUAUACCGAAAUGAAGGUCACGAUCACAACAUAAAAUUCUUGCCCUGUCUUGACACGUGAUGUUCUUGUGCUUCAACAAUUCCGUAGCCAGCUGCCAACAGGCUCCUGAACUUGGAUCGCUGGCAACCACAACUCUUUACUAAUUGGUACCACCUCACCGGCCUCCUGCUCCUUCGGGGUCUUGCAACACGCCAGAGCCACAGAAGGACCAUCGCCGAUUUUGAGCCUGGUCCAACCCCACUCAACCUAUUCACAGUGUGGUCGCCAUUAACUUCAGCAUCGUAUGUCCAUUGAGCAUCCAACCCCCGGUAACACACAGUGUGCAUGGCAUUCAGACGUCUGGAUGCCGCCCCGAAAAGGCCUGUCGCGGCUCGGGACAACAGGAUGGUGCGUGCACAAUUCGAGAAAGGCUGGCUGGAUUGU